Aspergillus uvarum CBS 121591 is the source of this 372-nucleotide messenger RNA. RefSeq lists its product as uncharacterized. The record is from RefSeq and is a predicted model, not a curated record. The transcript has a single exon. NCBI's taxonomy places the organism in Eukaryota, Fungi, Ascomycota, Eurotiomycetes, Eurotiales, Aspergillaceae. The coding region runs from base 1 to 372 and encodes 123 amino acids.
AUGCAAGCAGCUGGGACCCCCCUCUUCGGCAUGCUCGACGACGUCCCGUACGCCAUCGUGGAAAACAACCCAGCCCAGACGCCCGCGCACGCCCAGGUCCACACCCUCCUCCUCCAGGAGGCGAAUGUUACCCGUGAUCGCUGGGUUGGGUUCGCGAAACGCGUGCUCCAGGCGUUCUGGAGCCAGGACCCGCAGGACCACCGGCGCCGCGGGGCGCUGGUCAUCUACGAGGACCGCGUGCGGUUCUUCCGCGAGACCUGCUGGGGCACCCACGAGGCGGUCGAGUUCGUGUUCGAUAACGAGCUCGAGUGGUACUCGGGGAUUCCGUACACGCAUGUUAUGCGGGGGUUCUAUAUGGCUCUGGAUUAUUGA